AGGAAAAGAAAAAAACUCCUGUACUCUUUCCAGAGGUCACCAUUGCUAACUUUCUGGGGAAACUGCAGAAGAGGGUUCAAACGGACGGGACGCUGUGGUCAUUUACACUGGGCGACGGGAGCAGGCCCCUGGAAAGAAGAAAUAAAAGCAGGAAGAUGAGGGCUGUGCAACUACCAGGGAGGAACUGAAGAGUGGAAUCUGUUGUGGAACUGAAGAGAGAAGGCAGACAGAGGGCUUGACUGCUCAUAUUAUGGCCAGCUGCCGCCACCACUCAGGCUACCUGGCGGACGAUGAGGCUGGCCACAGCACAUACAUAGCUCGGGUGCAGCCACCCAAGAAGUCACUGUUGCCAGAAAUGGGGUCAGCCUCCAGACUGGGUCGUAUGCCCCACCCACCAUCAAUGGAUGGCAACUCAGCAUACCGGGGCCACCGCCAAACUGCUAAGGGCCCUCAGGCUUUUGGUAGCUUCCUGGAUUUCCUGACUGAGGGCCAGGUGCUGGACAGCCUACAGACCGUGGUAGAGGAGGCAACAGAGCGCAUGGCUUCCAUGAAGACAGAGGCUGGGGUGCCACUGGUAGAGGUCAAGGACCCAAUUGAGGUUCCAAGUGGUAGGCGGCAGACACGUGUGCGACCCAGCUUCAGCACUGUGCACCGACACCGUGCUCAGCCCAGCCUCUGUACUGGACGCCCCAACAAUUACCCAUCUUGUUCCAGCUCCAUGUCUGACUCCCAUAGCAGCAUCACAGCUGGCUGUCUGGGCUCCCACAGCUGGAAGAGUGACCUGGGUACUCAAGGCUUAGGUUCACUGCCACCCAUGAAGGACAAACUGCUACUGGAGAAAAACCUCAAGCGACUGCUGCGGUUGGAGAAGAAAGGGAAAGGACUGAGUCAGCCCUGUUCCCAGAGGGACUCCCUGCUGUGGGACUCACUGGAUAGCCAGACAAGCAGCCAGUGGACCCGGGAACAGCCCUUGUCUUGGUUCUCAGGGCUACUGGGCUCCAACUCAGGAACUCCUGAAGCAUCAGAGAUGGGACCUGGAGAACGAGAGCUGUUUUUCCUCAAACGAGAGUUCCACAAGGAGAUGAAAUCUUUGCUGAGCCAGCCAGCAUCCUUUGAAUUGCCUGGUUACUGUUCACUCCGUGAGCCCCAUUGCACCCUGGACUUCCUAGCUAAGCACCACCUUUUUCCUGCUCUGCAGACUGUGGUCAACCAGGCUGUGGACAAGCUCAGUGGUGCCCGCCGCCCAGAUGGCUGCCCUCUCUUCCCUGCCAACUACGAUCCCAACCCAGCAUUGUCGUUUAACUUGCUGCCACAAGACUCCAAGAUGGUCACACCCACUGGGAGAGGGGAACCCUGUGAUUCCCUUCUCACUACAGCUUCCAACCCCAAGAUAAUUCCCAGAAAAAUCAAGGCCAGACGGGGCUCCCCCCCAGUGUCCAGUGCCCAGGUGGCCACCAAAUUCAGGCUCAAGGUGAAACACACAGAAGAGACCAAUGUUCCUAGCCCCUCACUUCACCCCAGGCAGGGAGCCCCUGACUCAGAUCCCAAAUUACAGAAAACACCUGUGUCCUGGACCUCCAGCCAGAAAGCCCAGCCCUGGCAUGGCUUGCACCUCACCCUGCCUGCACCUGGGAUCACAGUAGAGUUGGCCUCUAGUCAGAGUUGCCUCAGAGGACCAGUCCCACCUCCACAUGCCUCCUUCCACCCUCUUUCCUCCUACCUUCUCCCCAUGAUCUCCCCUUCUGCUUCACUGUGUCCGAAGGUGACCCCCUCAAGAGUGGGGCAGGGAGCCUUGGGGACAAAUUUGAAGGGCAAGGGCCCCAUCACCCACCAUUUCUAGCAGCCACUGUUACUGGCAGGUGCCCAAGAUUAAGGUCUUUCUUGACCUGCAUUAUGGAAACCUGCUGGGCAUAGUACAAGCUGCUUGAAUACCAGGAGUCCUGGCCUAGCUACUACUAAGAGUUGUCAGAGAUGAAUAAAGGCUAUUUUUUA
Messenger RNA from Sciurus carolinensis (gray squirrel), 1992 nucleotides. RefSeq names its product coiled-coil domain-containing protein 116-like. Gene Ontology annotation, cellular component: centrosome. NCBI's taxonomy places the organism in Eukaryota, Metazoa, Chordata, Mammalia, Rodentia, Sciuridae. Bases 251 to 1840 code for a protein of 529 amino acids. The record is from RefSeq and is a predicted model, not a curated record. The transcript has 5 exons.